Messenger RNA from Gossypium arboreum, 1872 nucleotides. RefSeq lists its product as uncharacterized. The record is from RefSeq and is a predicted model, not a curated record. The transcript has 2 exons. NCBI's taxonomy places the organism in Eukaryota, Viridiplantae, Streptophyta, Magnoliopsida, Malvales, Malvaceae. The coding region runs from base 1 to 1872 and encodes 623 amino acids.
AUGCUGGGGAGUGCAACUAAGAGUUUCGCAGACAUAGUAAUGUCCGGUGAAAUAAUAGAUAAUGGGAUAAGGUGCGGAAAGAUAGAGGCUGGGGAAAGCACCAGGAGGUCAGCCCCGAAAAAGAGAGAAAAUGAAGUCAGCAAUGUAAGUAUGGGUUAUACGAAACCAAUCACGGUAAACCAGCCAAAAGCGGUAGCCAUGGGCCAGCAAGUUUCGUCAAGGCAAGAGCCUAAUACAAAGCAGAACUCGGAGAAGCCCCAGUUUACUCCCAUUCUGAUAACGUAUCGGGAGCUGUACAAAUGUUCAUUCGAUGCACACGUUGUAUCCCCGUUCUACUUAAGACCGUUGCAACCCCCAUACCCCAAGUGGCAUGAUGCAAGUGCCCAAUGUGAAUAUCAUGCAGGAAUCACGAGACACUCGAUAGAGAACUGCACUUCUUUCAAAAAGAUAGUCGAAAGGCUCGUCAAAAUGGGUGUUGUGAAAUUCGAUGAUGCACCUGGUGUAGGAAUUCCGUUACCCAACCAUACUGAUAAUGGGGUAAACUUGAUAGUCGAGAAUAUGGGGAGGAAAUUUAAGUUGGAUGUUACAGAAGUGAAAACCCCGUUGAGGGAGGUUUGGAAAAAGAUGGUGGAAAGAGAGUUGAUCACGCAAGACUUGAGGAGCAAAUCCCGAGAGGGGAGGAACUACUGUGAGUUCCACAAUAAGGAGGACCAUGAGAUUAAAACAUGUGAUGAAUUCGGAGCCCUGGUACAAGGUCUAAUGGACAACAAAGAGCUGGAUUUCUUUCAAUUUACUGAGGAGGAAGAUGUAUGCACCUCGGAGGAGGGGUCGAUGGAGAAUGUUUCUGAGGUCAAUCACCCGGUGGUGAUUAUUUCACGACUAAGAAUUAAUGAAGCUGGAGCAAAAAUUACACCGAGAGUUGAGAAAGGGAGUCCGGUCAACACAUCAGAUACAAAAGCCAAGCUUGUAAAAGGGAAGUCCUUGAUGAUUGAACAGGGGGAAGAAAGGUCAGGACCACUGGUUAUUGAGCCUCUAAAUAAGAGGGAAGCUAAGGAAUUUUUGAAGUUCCUAAAACACAGCGAGUAUAGCAUUGUAGAACAUUUACACAAACAACCAACGCGCAUAUCGGUGCUAGCUCUACUCUUAAAUUCGGAGGUACACCGUAAUGCAUUGAUGAAUGUGUUGAACGAAACUUAUGUCACUGAUGACAUUUCGGUAAACAAGCUAGACCGUCUUAUCAGCAACAUAAGUGCUGACAAUUUCAUUUCUUUCAGUGAUGAUGAGAUACCGUCUGGGGGCAUGGUAUCCACCAAAGCUCUGCACAUCACCACUCGCUGCAAGGGGUAUACAUUACCGGGAGUACUAAUUGAUAAUGGAUCAGCAUUAAAUGUCUUGCCCCGAUCCACAUUGAAUAGGUUGCCAAUAGACAGUUCUCAUAUGAAGUCAUGCCAAAACAUAGUGAGAGCAUUUGAUGGCACCAAAAGGAAGGUAAUGGGAAGGAUUAAAGUGCCUCUUCUGAUCGGACCGAACACAUACGAAGUAGAUUUCCUAGUCAUGGAUAUCAAGCCUUCUUAUAAUUGCCUAUUGGGGAGGCCAUGGAUUCACUUAGUAGGGCCAAUACAAUCAUCAUUACACCAAAAGCUAAAGUUGGUGGUAGAGGGCCGACUGAUAACGAUAAAUGUAGAAGAUGACAUUAUUGCAUGCGUCACUAGUGAUACGCCAUAUAUAGAAAAUGAUAAUGAGGCAAUAGAGUGUUCAUUUCGAUCAUUAGAGUUUGUAAACGCAACUUUCAUCGUUGAAAGGGGCAGGGUCCCGAUGCCAAAAAUAUCUGAGGCUAUAAGAAUGAGCUUGCAACUAACAGUGGGAAAAUGA